AUGAAGAACAAAUCAGAGGAGAUCGUGUUCAUCUUGCUGGGACUGACAGAUGACCCUCAGCUACAAAUCGUGGUUUUCCUGUUUCUCUUUGUCAACUACAUCCUGAGCCUGAUGGGGAACUUUGUCAUCAUCCUGCUCACACUGCUGGACCCCCGCCUCAAGACUCCCAUGUACUUCUUCCUUCGAAAUUUCUCCUUCUUAGAAAUUUCAUUCACCACCGUUGGCAUCCCACGCUUUUUGACCAGCAUUCUCACAGGAGACAAAACAAUUUCCUAUAAUGGUUGUGUUUCUCAGUUCUUCUUUUUUUUUCUACUAGGAGUUACAGAGUUUUACCUGCUGGCCGUCAUGUCCUAUGACCGCUAUGUGGCCAUCUGCAAACCCCUGCAUUACCCAGUCAUCAUGAACAGCAAGGUGUGCCACCAGCUGGUGCUCAGCUCCUGGGUGAUUGGAUUCUUAACCAUCUUUCCCCCUUUGCUCUUAGGACUCCAGCUGGAUUUCUGUGCAAACAGAAAGAUUGACCACUUCCUCUGUGACACUUCCCCUGUCCUGCAGAUCUCUUGCACAGAUACACAUUUCAUAGAAAUGUUGGCUUUUGUCUUUUCUGUGAUGACACUUGUCAUCACACUGUUUUUAGUGGUCCUUUCCUACACCUUCAUCAUCAAAACCGUCCUAAAAUUUCCUUCAGUUCAUCAAAGAACAAAGGCUUUUUCCACCUGUUUCUCACAUAUGGUUGUUGUCUCUAUUACUUAUGGAAGUUGUAUCUUUAUCUGCAUCUUCAUGUAUGUCAAGCCUUCAGCCAAGGACAGGGCCUCGCUGACCAAAGGAGUGGCCAUUCUCAAUACCUCCAUUGCUCCCAUGUUGAACCCUUUCAUUUACACCUUGCGGAAUCAGCAAGUAAAAGAAGCCUUCAAAAGUUUGGUUCAUAAAGUAGUGUUUUAUAAGAACAAGUGA
Dipodomys ordii (Ord's kangaroo rat) is the source of this 951-nucleotide messenger RNA. RefSeq names its product olfactory receptor 6C6-like. The coding region runs from base 1 to 951 and encodes 316 amino acids. Gene Ontology annotation, cellular component: membrane. Gene Ontology annotation, molecular function: G protein-coupled receptor activity; olfactory receptor activity. The record is from RefSeq and is a predicted model, not a curated record. The transcript has 2 exons. NCBI's taxonomy places the organism in Eukaryota, Metazoa, Chordata, Mammalia, Rodentia, Heteromyidae. Gene Ontology annotation, biological process: G protein-coupled receptor signaling pathway.